Molecule: messenger RNA, 1364 nt
Organism: Lingula anatina
Lineage: Eukaryota; Metazoa; Brachiopoda; Lingulata; Lingulida; Lingulidae
Product: ubiquitin-conjugating enzyme E2-17 kDa
Source: RefSeq, a predicted model, not a curated record
GGGUGGGUUACGCAUGCGCAUAUAUCUACUUUCCCUAUGCGGAAUUGAACAGAGAAAAGCUGAGGUUUCUAUAAUAUUUUGCCACACAGAUAGAAAAUAUGGCAAUGAAACGAAUCAAUAAGGAAUUACAAGAUUUGGGACGUGAUCCACCAGCACAGUGCUCUGCAGGACCAGUAGGGGAUGACUUAUUUCACUGGCAGGCAACUAUAUUGGGACCUUCCGAAAGUGCAUAUUCAGGAGGGGUUUUCUUCUUAAGUAUUCACUUUCCUACAGAUUAUCCAUUCAAACCACCAAAGGUUGCUUUUACAACAAAAAUAUAUCACCCCAACAUAAACAGUAAUGGUAGCAUCUGUUUAGAUAUACUUCGAUCACAGUGGUCACCAGCAUUAACAAUAUCAAAAGUGUUGCUGUCCAUUUGUUCACUUCUCACAGAUCCUAACCCAGAUGAUCCCCUAGUACCAGAAAUAGCACGGCUUUACAAGACUAACCGAACAAAGUACAAUGAUUUAGCAAGAGAGUGGACUAAAAAGUAUGCUAUGUAAGGAAAGACUUACAGCAACCCACCCUUCUACUCUUUCAGCGUUAAUGUCUGGCUUAAUCUUUGAAAAUCUUAAGCCAGAUAAAGUGGACUAUAUACAAAGAUGGAUAUAGACAGAGAAAAGGGAUAGAGAUCAUCAUUGCUUUGGAAUUUUUGACAAAGAACUAAAUUACAUUAAAAUGAUAGGAGAGGGGAGGAACAUUUGGAACAAAAGAAUUAGUUUCUUUAUUCAUUUUUAUGCAAUGGAAAAAUUAGGAUACAAUGCCAAAUAUGAACGUGUCAUAACAUUUCACUGUCUUUUGGUAUAAAUUACACUGAUAUGCCAAAAUGUAAUUAAAUUGUGUGAGCUAUGAAGGUUAUCUAUCCUCUAGUCUUGGAACAUGCAAUAACUGAAAACACAUGAUUGCAAAUGCUUUUUAAGUUUGAUACGCAAUUACAAACGCUAAGAAACAACACAAACGGGGAAAUGGUUUUGUCAUAAUUGCCGUUUACUGUCCAAAUGAUAAUUCGUUGUUUCAUUAACUUUUCAUUUGAAAGAUUUAUAAAGGUGCUGCCUUUGAUAAAGGGAAAAUGCAUGAAGGUAGCAAUAAACAUUAGACAGUGACAAAGAGGCGUGUAUAGAUUCUGCAAUGCCUUUUUUUGUGCUUGACACUGUAAAUCGGAGGCCAAAUGCUCUUCAUGUUUAUUUAAAGAGAAAAAAGUAUACUUCUUAACUUUACACACUUGUAUAUCUGUUACAGCAGGAUUUGCACCAUUUAUUUUUGUGUAAAAUUCCUGCGAUUGUUCAACAUCACUCAUACUGUAAAAAAAUAAAGAUUUUUCAUUA